Molecule: messenger RNA, 2694 nt
Organism: Closterium sp. Naga37s-1
Lineage: Eukaryota; Viridiplantae; Streptophyta; Zygnematophyceae; Desmidiales; Closteriaceae
Source: the annotation of a GenBank genome assembly
AUGGUGAUGGGCGAUGGUACUUCAAGGGCGCAAAGCGCGCUGGCGGUGAAGGAGAUUAAGGUGGACGCGGCGACGAACGAGCCGCUGCUCUGCCAUCGGCUGGAGAAGGAUAACUUCCCUGUGGUGCGUGCUGCUGACAUGGCGUGUGCUGCUGACAUGGAUUCUUGUCCUGCUGAAGUGUUGCGAGGAGCAGUGGCUGAUUGGCCGGCGCUGACCCGAUGGGACCUCAUCAACAGCUCUCACGCACGGGAAUACUUACAGCAUCUGGUGGGAUCAGCUCCCGUGCAGCUCAUCAUGACUCGCACAGAGCCACUCGUCUCUGCUGUGCGCUCACAACAAGCACAUGGGACACAAUCACAUGAAGCAGAGUCACAUGCAUCGCAGCAGCUUCCCUUGGCUUACUUCGAUGGAGCAUUGCGCAAGCACGAGCGGAUAGCAGCUACAUUUUCUGAUGCUCUUGCACUGGCGUGUGCGUCUCCCCUUGCUGCGGGAGCUGAAGCAAGCACCAGGGGGAGAACCCACGGUGUUGCAGCUGCCGCUCCUGCCACGGGUACUGCUGACAGUGCUGCUCGCACUCCUGCCCCUCCGGCCACCGGUGCUCCUGGGAAUGGUGCUGCUGGCAGUGCUGAGGAGAAGGGGGAUGGGCACCGACUGCAAGGGGGCGAGGGGAAAGGAUCUGAGGGUCGAGGGGGCGAAGGGGAGGAGCAGGAUGGUGCUGGCACUCCUGCCCCUCCGGCCACCGGUGCUCCUGGGAAUGGUGCUGCUGGCAGUGCUGAGGAGACAGGAGACGGGGCUCGACCGCAAGGGGGUGAGGGGAAAGGAACUGAGGCGGGAGGGGGCGAGGAGGAGCAGGGCGGUGGGUUGCAGGAGAUGAUACGAGACAUGGCAUCUGGUGCAGCUCCACUGGCGUUCUACCUCGCCCAGAAUCCCAUCUUCGAUCGCCAGCAGCCACAUCAACAAUUCCCACUCUCGCCCUUGCUGCAAGAUGCUCCUAUUCCAUCGGUGCUGGAUGCAUCUCGCCUCACGUCGGCCAAUCUGUGGAUGACACUUGGCGGACCCUCCUCCUCCUCGCCUCACUACGACCUCUUUCACAACCUGCUCUGCAUUGCGACCGGCUCUAAAACAGAGCAGUUCGCCUGUGGCCGCCAUCUGCUGGACCCCAUGCCUCUGUACUCCGAAUCAUCCAAUCACGUCCAUCCCCACCCGUCUCCGCUCCAUCUGUCCCAAGAGGCAGCAGUGGCAGCAGCCACGGUGACUCUUCAUGCGGGGGACGCGCUCUUCCUGCCUGAAGGCUGGGUUACCAGCACACCAGCCACCAUCGCCAUCAACUUCUGGUGGCCCUCCUUAGUGUGCCUCUCGUUUGGAUCACACAUGGACCUCUAUUACGCAAGGAGAGUGCUCACAAGCCUGCUCGAAGCUCAUAAGGAAUGCACGGCAAAGCGAGCAGCACUGACAGACGCAGGAGGGGCGGAGGGUGAGGGUGCUCCUGUUGAGGUGCUUCAAAAGGCAGGAGCGGUGGAGGGUGAAGGAGGAGGGAUCAAUGGGCGAGGAGAAAAGCCGGCAGCGUUGCCGACCAAUGUAGGAGGGACGGAGUUCGAAGGGGCUGCUUUUGAGGGGCGUGAAAAGGCAGGGGCGGUGGAGGGUGAGAGAGGAGGAGGCUACAUUGGCCGGACAGUGAAGUCGGCAGCAGCGCUGACAGAUGCAGGAGAGGCGGAGCAUGAAGGGGCUGCUUUUGAGGGGCGUGAAAAGGCAGGGGCGGUGGAGGGUGAGAGAGGAGGAGGCAGCGACAUUGGGCGAUCAGAAAUGCCAGCAGCAGCAGAGGUGACUUUUGAAUCGAUUGAAACGCUGACAGGAGGGGUGGGGCUUAAAGGAGAAGAAGGAGCAAGGGUGGAAGGGGGGAAAGGAAGGAGAGAGGAAGCAGGAAGCGAACGGAGGGAGGAAGAGGGGAAGGGAAGGAGGGAGGAUUGGGGGAAGGGAAGGAGGGAGGAAGAGGGGAAGGGGAGGCGGGAGCUGAUGGAAGGGUUGAGGAAAGGAAGAAAGAAGAAGAGGGGGGAGUGGGAGGAGAUGCAAGAGGAGGAAGAGGGGGAACAUGAGGAAGAGGAGGACGAGGAAGAGGAGGAGGAGGAAGAGGAAAAGGAGGAGGAGGAAGAGGAAGAGGAGGAAGCGGAGAAAAAAAGAAACGACAUUUUUUCGAGAGUGGAGACUGUGAUUGCUGCUCUACACCCGGCCUCACUACGCAAUGUGCUCCUAGUCAUGGCUCACGCCUUCCCCCUCUCCGCACAUCAUCUGCUGCACCACGCACUCUCGCCCCUCUCUGCUUUCCUCAUCACCUCUCGCCUAGAUGCUGAUGCUGUGCCUCCAUCCCUUCCCACUGCUGCCGCCACUGCUGACACUGCCACUGCCACCGCCGCCGCCACCGCCACUGCCGCCACUGGUGGUUGGGACCAUGCUGCUGCUGCUGUUAGCACAGCUGAUACUGCUCCCUAUGGCAAUGGCAACAGCAGUGGAGUUAACAGCACCAGCAGCAGCAGCAGCAGCAGCAGUGGCGGAGGGUUCUUUGAGGAGUUUUACGAUGCUCUUCCUGAUCCCGCCUCUGCAGCUGCUGCAAUGCUGCGAGGCGUGGAAGAGCACAACAAAAAGUCGCUGAAAGAGGUGGUGGAGCUGGUCUGUGCGUUUGAGUCAAGACCCGAGUAG